CAGGAUCAAUCUCUUCUAAAUUUUGCUCCAUCAACAGCAGGUGAAUCUGGAUCUGGCCUUCCUACUAUCACUUCUCCUAAAGAUUAUAACCAUGAGCAAGUAAAAAAACUAAUUGCUAAGAUGAUAAUAGUUCAUGAGUAUCCAUUUAGGAUGGUUGAGCAUACUUGGUUUAACAUUGUCAUGAGGUAUUUGAAUCCUUCAUAUGAGUUCAUUGGUAGGAAGACUAUAAGAGCUGAAUGUUUAAAGAUCUAUGAGUCUGAAAAAGAAUCACUAGCAAAAGUCCUUAAAGGUGUUGAGUACAUUUCCCUAACCACUGAUUUGUGGACAUCCAAUCAAACAUUAUCAUUUUUUUGGUUGCACACUACAUAGAUAAUGAUUGGAAGAUGCAAUGUCGUGUCCUGAUUUUUUUUGAAUUGGACCCCCCACACAAAGGGCCUGUUAUAGGACAAGCAGUAUAUGAAUGUGUUGCUGGCUGGAAAAUAGAGGAUAAAAUUGUUUCCAUGACUUUAGAUAAUGCCUCAAACAAUGAUGGUGCUAUUCGAGGUUUGAGGGCCAGAUUUUCAGCUAGACAAGGAAGUGCUUUUGUUGCAAAAUAUUUCCAUAUCAGAUGUUGUGCACACAUAAUUAAUUUGGUUGUUAAGGAUGGGACUGCUGCAUUGGAUUCUUUAAUAAGCAAUCUAAGAUCUACUGUCAAGUAUAUUAAAAAAAUCUCCUUCUCGCCUGCAUAAGUUUGUGGAGAUUUGUAGAUCCCUAGCUUUGAAAAUUGGAGAAGGGUUGAGUCUUGAUGUGUCAAAUAGAUGGAGUUCAACUUACAAGAUGUUGCAUACUUGUAUAGCUUAUAAAGAAGCCAUUGAAACAUAUGCUGAUGCAGAUUUAAACUAUAAAUGGGAACCUACAGCUGAAGAGUGGGAUUUGUUUAUUGCAAUUGAACCAAUUCUUGCAUCUUUAGCUAAAGUUACCACUGCAUUGUCUGCUUCUUCAUAUCCUACUGCGAAUCUAUUCUAUCCUCACAUUGUGGAUAUAAAAAUUGCAUUGAGGGCAGCAAUGGUCUCCAAUAAUUUGAAUUUGAGAACAAUGGGUAAUGCUAUGAUGGAAAAGUUUAACAAGUAUUGGGAAGAAAAGAAUAAUGUUAUGGUGAUUGCUACUAUUCUUGAUCCAAGGUAUAAAAUGAGAUUUAUUGAGUGGUGCUUCAAUAAGAUAUUUGAUGAACAUCAAGUUUUGUUUGAAUUAGAAGAUGUUCGUAGUGAGUUAGAAAAACUUUAUGGGGAUUUUGAGGUGCAGCAUAGAGAGAGAAAAGAGUCUCAAAGCAAAUCUAAUGCUUCCUCAUCUUUGAGUAUUGAAAGAUCAUGUAGUUUGCCAUCCGCUUCAUGUCAAUUUCAGUCUUUCUUGUCAUCAACUCAGUCUAACCCAUCAAAGAGCGAGUUGCUUAUCUAUUUGGAGGAGACUAAUGUGUGUUUAUCGGACAAAGAGUUUGAUUUGCUGAAUUGGUGGAAGGUUAAUUCACAUAGAUUUCCAGUGGUGUCGAGAAUGGCAAAGAAAUUCCUAACUAUACCGGCGACAUCAGUGUCUUCGGAGUCUACUUUUAGCACGGGAGGUAGAACUCUUGAUGAUUAUCGUAGUUCUCUAAGGCCUUCAAUGGUGGAGGCAUUGGUAUGCUCUUCUAGCUGGAUCCGAGGAACACAUGAUGGAAGCAUGAUAUAUGUGGAAGAAGAUGAUGAGGACAAUGUUGAGAACAUUCUAUUUCCAAAAAGCUUGGUGGAAAGCAACUAGUAAGAGAUCUGAAUUCUAAUACUCUUUGUUAGAAUAUAGGGGAAACAUGAAUUAUUUAGUGCUAUUUGUAAACUAAUUAGAAUUGCCUUCACAGAAUUUGGAAGAAUUGGAUGGA
Messenger RNA from Zea mays, 1885 nucleotides. Its product is annotated as zinc finger BED domain-containing protein RICESLEEPER 2-like. Gene Ontology annotation, molecular function: DNA binding; protein dimerization activity. The transcript is spliced from 2 exons. Bases 817 to 1770 code for a protein of 317 amino acids. NCBI's taxonomy places the organism in Eukaryota, Viridiplantae, Streptophyta, Magnoliopsida, Poales, Poaceae. The record is from RefSeq and is a predicted model, not a curated record.